Molecule: messenger RNA, 1777 nt
Organism: Momordica charantia (bitter melon)
Lineage: Eukaryota; Viridiplantae; Streptophyta; Magnoliopsida; Cucurbitales; Cucurbitaceae
Source: RefSeq, a predicted model, not a curated record
CUUUUUCCUAUAAAGAAUCCCCCUCUUUUUGUUAUCUGCCCCCUUCACCUCCUUCUAGAUUUCUUGCCUUCGCGUCUCCUCUCUUUCUUUCGUUCUCUCUCGUUUCUGAUCGGAUUCCGCUUUUAAUUUUGGUCGCUGCCUUCGUGAUGAUGGCUGAGAGUUUGGACGACGGCGAGUUUUGGCUUCCGCCUCAGUUUCUUGCUGAUGAUGAUAAUAUGUUGGAUCACAAGAGUUGCAAUACCAGAAAAAGCAGUGAUCGAAAUUGUUUGUCUCAGUUUGGACGGGCUUCGUUUCCGUUGGAAUUCGGCACUUUCGGGGGAUUUUCAGAUUUCAGUUCUCCGGGCGAAUCAUUGAAGGGUUCCAGCGAGACGGAGAGUGACGAGGAGGAUUACAUGGCUGGUUUAACUCUCCGUAUGGCUCACUCAUCAGUUGAUGACGCCUUCGACCCCGAUAAUGCAAAGGGGAGGGUUGUGUCUGGAUCUCCACAAUCCACUCUGUGCGGUAUGGGGAGCGGCAGUGGCUGCAGUCAAGGCUCCAGUCGCGGAAGUCCAAAAGGCAAUUGUAAGGUCUCGUCCCCUCCGGCUACAUGGGAUCUGCUGCAUGCGGCUGCAGGGGAAGUCGCCAGGAUGCGAACGAAUGACUGCGCCCAUGGGGUUCAUCAUCAUAACAGAGGAACUCCUCAAGUCUCUGUUCCGGUGAACAACUCCAACGCCGGUACCGGAUUUUAUCAGCAGUUGCAUGCUAUGCAGUUUCAGCAGGAGAUUAUGCAGCGACAAAACUUGGCUGCCGGUGAACAGAUGAAUUCUCAUGCAGGGUACCAACAACAGCAGAUCCAUCAAAUGGUUCAUAAUGGAGUGAGGGGCGGGGAAUUCGUUGGAAACAGAGACCAUCGCAGUCGGGGGUUGUCGUCAUCCGCAUGGCUUCCACCGCAGCAGCCGCCUCAAGGCUCUGGGAUGAGGGCUCUGUUUCUUGGAACUCCUCCAGCGGGCAAAAGGGAAUGCGCUGGAACUGGCGUCUUCUUGCCUCGACAUACCGGCACUCAAUCUGAGCCACGCAAAAAGCCAGGCUGUUCUACGGUGUUGGUUCCUGCUAGAGUGAUGCAAGCCCUGAAUCUGAACCUGGACGACAUUUGCAGCCAGCCCCAUCUUCAACCCGUCGCUGCCGGACGAUUCAAUGCGGAGAACGACGUUCUUCUGAGGCUGCAGAUCAACCGCGGCGCGAAUCAACAAAAACGCAACAGCCGUCGGCAGCCACCAACGGACCGUGAACUCAAGCUUCCCCAAGAAUGGACUUACUGAAGUGGAGGCGGUAGAAAGGUGUAGGAGUACGAAAUUUGGUGGAGUUAGUUGGCAUAGUGACAGUACAAAAUUGGCAAAAGAAGAAGACGAGGAAAGAAGAUGAAGAAAAAUGGUAUUUGUUGUUAGUUUUAGAGAAGAAAAAAAAUAUGAAAAAUAAGUGUUUUGGAUCUUCCAAUUAGGAAGAGAUAUUAGAAUUGGUAGCUAGCUAAGGUACAGCAUGUUAUUUUGUUCUUUGUUGGGUGGGGACUCAGGUCACUCAGUCAAAGCCGAUGAACAAGGGAGGAUGGAAAAGUUUAUUUUCCACAUCUUUUGUUUCGAAAUAAAAAAUAUAAAUAAAAAAAAAGUUUCUAGAUUCUAUAAAAGCCAUGUGCAGUGGGGCCUUGGGCACUUUUUGGGGACUCUCACACAAGUCCACCCUCCCCAUUUGCUGUAUGCACAACAACACAAUUUCAAUAAUAUUGAUAUCAUAUUUUACUCUA